Varanus komodoensis (Komodo dragon) is the source of this 1437-nucleotide messenger RNA. RefSeq names its product early growth response 2 (gene EGR2). Gene Ontology annotation, molecular function: RNA polymerase II cis-regulatory region sequence-specific DNA binding; DNA-binding transcription factor activity, RNA polymerase II-specific. The record is from RefSeq and is a predicted model, not a curated record. NCBI's taxonomy places the organism in Eukaryota, Metazoa, Chordata, Lepidosauria, Squamata, Varanidae. The transcript is spliced from 2 exons. The coding region runs from base 1 to 1437 and encodes 478 amino acids. Gene Ontology annotation, biological process: regulation of transcription by RNA polymerase II.
AUGAUGACAGCCAAGGCGGUAGACAAAAACGCAGUCACACUUAGUGGGUUUGUGCACCACCUGUCCGAAAACCUUUACUCGGUGGAGGAGACCGCCACCACGCUGCCGACCUCAGUGAUCAACUUUCCUAAUGGUGACUUGGGAGGACCUUUUGACCAGCUGAGCGCUGUGACAGGAGAUGGCCUGAUCGGCGCGGACAUGAGCGACAAGCGGUCCCUGGAGCUGCAAUACGCCUGCGGCGGCUUCGCGCCGCCUCCGCGCAGCCAGCCCUUCACCUACAUGGGCAAGUUCUCCAUCGACCCGCAGUACCCCGGCGCGGGCUGCUACCCCGCCGACGGCAUCCUCAACCUGGUGAGCGCCAGCAUCCUGCAGGGGGUGGCCACGCCGCCCGCCCCCGCCGCCCCGACCUCCUCCUCCGCCACCUCGUCCGCCGCCUCCUCGGGGUCGCCCAACCCGCUGGGCUGCCCCAUGGCGCCCGCCGCCGGCGACCUGGAGCACAUGUACUCGCCGCCGCCGUACUCGGCCUGCGGGGAGCUCUACCACGCGCAGCAGCAGCACCCGCCGCCGCCGCCGCCGCAGGCGCCUCCAGACGGCGCGCCGCCUUUCCUGACCGCCUCCUCGGGGCCCUUCCCUCCGCCCCCUUCCUACCACCACUCCCCCAAGACAGUGACGCCCUCUGGAGCCGACGGCAGCGGCCUGUUCUCCAUGAUCUCGGACUACGCGGGCUUCUUCCCGCCGCCGCCGCCGCCGCAGCCGCCGUGCAGCCAGCGCGCCGACUUCCACGGGGCCGCCGGCGAGCGCAAGCCGUUCCCCUGCGCGCUGGACUCGGUGCGCGUCCCGCCUCCGCUCACGCCCCUCUCCACCAUCCGCAACUUCACCCUGGGGGCGCCCUCUGGCGGCCUGGGCGACGGCCCCGCGCCCGGGGGCCCGGGGGCCCGCUUGGCGGCGGGCGCGUACGGCAGCCCGGCCAACCUGCCGUUGCGCCCCAUCCUGCGGCCGCGCAAGUACCCAAACCGGCCCAGCAAGACGCCCGUGCACGAGCGGCCUUACCCGUGCCCGGCCGAGGGCUGCGACCGGCGCUUCUCGCGCUCCGACGAGCUGACGCGCCACAUUCGCAUCCACACGGGCCACAAGCCCUUCCAGUGCCGCAUCUGCAUGCGCAACUUCAGCCGCAGCGACCACCUCACCACGCACAUUCGCACACACACCGGCGAGAAGCCCUUCGCCUGCGACUUCUGCGGCAGGAAGUUCGCCCGCAGCGACGAGAGGAAGCGCCACACCAAGAUCCACCUCCGCCAGAAGGAGCGCAAAGUGGCCGCCGCCGCCGCCGCCUCUCACGCCGGCGGCGGCGGCGGCGCUGCCCCGGCUGGGCCCAUCUGCUCCUCGAGCGGCGGGCCCCCCAUCACCUCCUGUGCCUCACGGACCCGGACGCCCUGA